This is a messenger RNA of Prunus avium (sweet cherry), 728 nucleotides long. RefSeq lists its product as uncharacterized. Lineage: Eukaryota; Viridiplantae; Streptophyta; Magnoliopsida; Rosales; Rosaceae. The record is from RefSeq and is a predicted model, not a curated record.
AAAAUUCCCAUAUGGCUUAUUGCAAAAAGGAAGGCCAACAGAACCAAUUUCUCACAACCUACUUUCUAUCAAUACACACAAAAUCAAACAAUGUCGAAGAAGCCUGAUUCAAAGCCUGUGUAUGGUUAUUGUGGCUACCUAGAGGUGAUGCCCUUGAGCAAGGGAUCCUCUUCUUCACAGCUCAACGAGUCUGCAGAACUUCAGAUGAAAGAUCGAUAUUCGUAUAAGGAUGCAUAUGGUGGAGGAGGUUCAAGCAGCUUUACUAGGAGCUACAAGGCUGGGGAGUUUGUGGACAAGAGUACUGGUGGCUUGGGCUACGAGCAAGAGGCAAACUACACCUCCUCUGACAAGUAUGUGGACAAGGAGCUAGGGUUUACCACUGAGUACCAGACCCAGGUGAAGUUCAAGAAGUCUGUUUACCCUAACAAGACCCAAGUGAAGUUCAAGAAGUCUGGUUCUCCUUAUAAGAGUGGAACCAAGUCCUACAACAAUCGCGUUGACUAUUAUUAAUUAGGUUUAGAUGUUCACUGGGAUUUCUUGGUAUUUUGAAAUGCGGGCUUGUAAUGAACCUAGUUAUGUGUCUAAGCUUGUUUAUGCUUACUUGGAUUAAUCUCCUGCUAUCCGCUGUCAAUGUGAAUGAAGUAGUUCUCUCUUUCUUAUGUAAUGAACUUGUAAGUUGUUAUUAUGUCUAGCUUGUUUAUUUAUAUAUAAAUGUGUGUUUCUGUGUA